AUGUUUAAUGCAAACCAAUCAGUUGAUAAUAACCCCAAGAAAAACAUUUAUACUCAAUUGAUUAGCUUGAAUAACGCUAAUAAUAACAGUGGCGGCACCAUAACCACCGCUAAUAACAACAAUGACUUGUCUCUUUUCAGUAACAACUAUAACAACGGCGUCAAUUCUCAAUUCUCCUUCUCUUCUCAUGGUGCUUCUUCUUCCUCUUCUUCAGCUGUGGACACUACGAAAGUUACCCAUUCUACUGGUCAAAGAUCCCGUCAUCAGUUUUCCAGCCCUAAUGCCACAGCCAACCAGAACAAUACCGAAAGUUCCAUAUAUGGCAUGGAGAAUACCAGGGCUUCCCAAUAUUUCACAAAAGAUUUUGGCACCACUGCCUCUCAACCUUCUUUUAAUUCCACUUUACAGAAAUUUGACAUUAAAAAUAUUAACCAACCUGCACCUGCUUUCAAUUCCAGUGUCCAUAAUUUUGGCUUACAAAAAUUCUCCCAAAGUGAUUCCGGGGUAGUUGUCUUUAGGGAUUCCACCCUCAAUAUUUCUGAUAGCAAUGCUGUCGCUUAUGUUUCCAAUAACGGUGGCAUUUUGAACUCUAACAAUAGUCAAGGUUCUUCAACAGCUAAGUAUGGUGCUUUCGGUGAUAGCACAAGUUCUGAAUCUUCCAAUUUUAUCCACUCUCCUUUGGGAACUACAUAUAAAGAGUCCACGAUGGUUAAUGAUACAGAUUUUGCCAAUAACGUCCGCUUAGAAGGACAAAUAAAUGAGGUUCUCAAUAGCAAAUUACACCAAAGACAAGAGCUUGAAAAACUUUCCGAGGAACUUAGUUUGACAAAAGGUGGUGCUCUAAAGGAAACUGUUGAACUCAGUGGUGCUGCUAUUAGAUUGUAUGCACAGUUGGUUGAGCACACAGAGUCUCAAGAAAGAAAAUUAAAAGACACCAACGCUCGUCUUGAAGCCAUAAUGACUGCCAUGGCCAUCGCUCCACCAAAUGGUAUCACCAAAUACGGGAAAUAUGAUGUACAGGAGGUUGCUCACAGAUUCUUGAUUAAACAAGAAACUUUGAAACAAGAGAACACAGAAUUUAAGAAAUUGCUUGACUAUGGAAAAGCAAAAGAACAUGAUAUAAUUAUUGGGUUGUUAGUUAACGAAAUGAAGACUUUAAGUAGGCAAAAGGAAAGAUUAGAAAAAGAGAUUGCAACAACCAAUUGA
This is a messenger RNA of Saccharomycopsis crataegensis, 1206 nucleotides long. It is a transcript of the gene MUM2, whose product is annotated as Mum2p. The coding region runs from base 1 to 1206 and encodes 401 amino acids. The transcript has a single exon. Lineage: Eukaryota; Fungi; Ascomycota; Saccharomycetes; Ascoideales; Saccharomycopsidaceae. The record is from RefSeq and is a predicted model, not a curated record.